Messenger RNA from Myripristis murdjan (pinecone soldierfish), 1849 nucleotides. RefSeq names its product BC1 (ubiquinol-cytochrome c reductase) synthesis-like (gene bcs1l). The record is from RefSeq and is a predicted model, not a curated record. The coding region runs from base 435 to 1697 and encodes 420 amino acids. Lineage: Eukaryota; Metazoa; Chordata; Actinopteri; Holocentriformes; Holocentridae. Gene Ontology annotation, molecular function: ATP hydrolysis activity; ATP binding. The transcript has 7 exons.
UGAGACGAGCGGUCGGACUCAUAUUUACGUAACUAACCGCGGAAGUGUAGUAGAGGUCGCUACAUGCAAGCAUGGGUUUUCACUUGUCAAUAGGAAACACUGCAGCUGAGUGAUACUUUGGUAAUAUUUAAAUUCGCAUGAAACGACGGAAGUCUGAAUGGAAAGCGUUUGGGGAAAAAUGUCAUGAGGAGUGAAGAGAUGCUGCGCCUUUUUCAGUGUGUAGGCUGUGUGACAGCUGUUGCUAGUUAGCUGAUUUCUGAUUUCUCCAAGCUUCUUCCUAAGCUGUUAAAGACAGACUGCCAGGCUGAUGACAGACAUCAGCAGACUGACACAUCUACAAACGAGCAUGCUUUUAAUUUGUAGGUUGUUGCUGAUACAAGGGGAUAUCACAGUUACAUAGGCUCGGGUUCAGCUGGCAGCUAGACCUCAUCACCAUGACUCUGUCAGACCUGCUGAGCGGGCUGAAGGACAACCCUUACUUCGGGGCUGGAUUUGGCCUGGUAGGGGUUGGGACAGCGUUGGCCCUGGCCAGGAAAGGAGCCCAGGUGGGGAUGAUCUUCUUCCGCAGGCACUACAUGAUCACCCUGGAGGUCCCCAGCAGGGAUAAGAGCUACCACUGGCUGCUGAGCUGGAUCACCAAGCACGCCCGGCACACCCAGCACCUGAGCGUGCAGACCUCCUACUUGGCUCAUGAGAGUGGAAGGAUUCACACACAGUUUGACUUCCACCCAAGUCCUGGGAACCACAUCAUCUGGUAUAAGAGGAAGUGGAUCAGAGUGGAGAGGACCAGAGAGAAGCAGAUGGUGGAUCUGCACACGGGGACACCGUGGGAGUCCGUCACCUUCACCGCUUUAGGCAGAGACAGACAAAUCUUCUUCAAUAUCCUGCAAGAAGCAAGAGAAAUGGCCCUGAAGCAGGAGGAGGGCCGAACAGUGAUGUACACUGCCAUGGGUGCAGAGUGGAGACCUUUCGGGUUUCCACGGCGACGCAGGCCCCUCAGUUCAGUGGUGCUGGAUGUGGGUGUAGCCGAAAGGAUUGUAGACGACGUGAAGGAGUUCAUCGGAAACCCCAAGUGGUACACAGACCGAGGAAUCCCCUACAGAAGAGGCUAUCUGCUGUACGGACCGCCAGGCUGUGGGAAGAGCAGCUUCAUCACGGCGCUGGCAGGCGAGCUGGGCUACAGCAUCUGCCUGAUGAGUCUGAGCGACCGAACCCUUUCAGACGACCGUCUGAACCACCUGCUGAGCGUGGCGCCGCAGCAGAGCAUCAUCCUGCUGGAGGACGUAGAUGCAGCCUUUGUGAGCCGAGAGCUGCUCCCCACAGAGAACCCUCUGGCGUUCCAGGGAAUGGGAAGGCUGACCUUCAGUGGGCUGCUCAAUGCUCUGGAUGGAGUGGCCUCAUCUGAAGCCAGAAUUGUCUUUAUGACCACCAACUUCAUUGACAGGCUGGACGCAGCGCUGAUCAGACCGGGCCGCGUGGAUCUGAAGCAGUACGUUGGCCACUGCACCCACUGGCAGCUCACCCAAAUGUUCCGGCGGUUCUACCCGGCCGAGCCCGUGUCCGAGGCCGAUCGUUUUGCCGAGUGUGUGUUGAUCGUCCACCCUGACAUCAGCGCUGCCCAAGUCCAAGGACAUUUCAUGCUGUACAAGGCGGAUCCUGCAGGCGCUAUAGACAAUAUUGCCAAAAUGAAAGAGUGAGAGGAUUUAAAGUUUGGAGGAAGAUCAACAAAAGAGAGCCACAUGAGGAAGAAACAUAAGUAAAAUUUUCACAUUUCCAAUGGUCCAAUGGUUGCUUUAGUAUUGAUGAAGCAGAAAUGCACUGAUAACAAAUAAAUACGUUUGUGUGAAAA